GAUGGAUGGAUGGAUUACAGCUCCUAUUUCUUAAUUUAUCCAGGAUAAUAUAUAUGCUCAGCAAAGACAUGGAGGACGUCAAGAUCGAGUUCAGCCCGAUCUACUGGAUCGAAAACGGAACCCUGGUCCCAACGACGACAACCACAACGACCACAACCACGACAACUUCGACGACGGAAGCGACGACCACCAUGAAGGAACCGGUGCCAAUUGCCAACACCCCACUUGACCUGCAUCCCCGGAUAGAUAUGGACCUCGAAGAUGGCGACGAUGGCAUGAGCAACGAAAUCGACCGGUCCUCGGCCAGCCGGGAACAGGUGGCCAGCAGCCGGAGCAUCGACAAACCGGAAAGCAGCAUCAGCUUAUCUAGUAUUGGAGGUGGCAGUGGAGGAAACAAAAAUGGCAACAGUUCCGCCACGAUGGUGUGUCAUCGGUGGUGGUCCGGAUUGCUGAUAUUUGCACUUCUGACAGGGCUGGUGUCGCAUAGGAUUUAGAGCCUAGCUGAUGAGCGGAUCGAUAUCGUUGAAUAGGUUUUUACUUUCGUAAUUUCUUGCAAUCAUUUUUGUUGUUCCUCAAAAACCCGGGCCGGGGCUUAUUAAGAAUGUUUAUGGAUCGAGCAAGUGCGCUGUGUGUGAGUACAAAGUACCCAGAGUUGGACUUUGGGGAGCUUCGUCACACUUAUUUGAGUAUUCUUGUCUGAGCUUGUUCCGGAUUCUUCAAUUGAAAAUCGCUUCCGAUGAGCGAAAAAUUGUAUAAAGUUAAAAUAUUUUGUUUUUUUUAAUAACAGAUCUUUCAGUGCGAACCUUUGUAGAGAUUCAAACGAAUUAGUUAAGCUAAUCUUAAUCUUAAGAAGAAAAGUAUAUAGGAAUCUAGUGAAAGGAAAGAUAAAUUAAUCGAUCAAUUAGCAUUAUAACGUUAUUAUUAUUUCAACUUGCAACUAGCAGCGAGCCAAACAAAACGAAGUAAAAAAGAAAGAACCCGAAGCCGAAAAAAUCAAGUGAGGAGUAAUUAAUAAUUUAUAAUUGUAUUUGUAACUAGUUGGUAAAAUUUUGAGUAUAAUCUCUAUCACUCUCUCUAAGUAUCUCACACUUAGUCUCUUUCUACAGUAUAAGUCGAUUGGAAAUAUCGUUGAGAUGUCAAAUAUUUUUUCAAUUGUGUACAUAUAGUUUUCGCUAGAUAUGUCUCUAUCCAAUGUAUUGUAAGUUAUUAUUUAAAACAUAAAAAAAGGAAAGGUUAAGGAAAUUCGCGCGCUUCGAAUUGGCUAUUUUUAAAAUUGAGUUGAUCUUUAAUGAGUACAUUCCACCAACAAACAUCUUUGGAGAACAAAGUCAUUUAAAAAAAAAAAACAAACAUAUAAAUCAAUUUCACAUUAAUUUUGCAUGAAAAUUUGAUUUAAAAAUCAGAUCAAAUGCUCGGAGUUUUCAAUAGCUAAUUUUUUCAAUGCAUCAAUGUGAAUUCAAAAUUAAAGUUUCGUAACUGAGUUCUGAUUUUUUAUUUCAAAUAUAAGAAUAAUCAAUUUUAAAUUUUGAAUCAGGAUCUAACUUAUGAAUCAAAAUUCUAACCACCUUACUUGAAAUCUGAAUUCUGAAUCUGAAUUCUGAAUCUGAAUUCUGAAUCUGAAUUCUGAAUCUGAAUUCUGAAUCUGAAUUCUGAAUCUGAAUUCUGAAUCUGAAUUCUGAAUCUGAAUUCUGAAUCUGAAUUCUGAAUCUGAAUUCUGAAUCUGAAUUCUGAAUCUGAAUUCUGAAUCUGAAUUCUGAAUCUAAAUUCUGAAUCUAAAU
Messenger RNA from Uranotaenia lowii, 1778 nucleotides. RefSeq names its product protein unzipped-like. Lineage: Eukaryota; Metazoa; Arthropoda; Insecta; Diptera; Culicidae. The record is from RefSeq and is a predicted model, not a curated record. The coding region runs from base 6 to 494 and encodes 162 amino acids. The transcript is spliced from 2 exons.